AUGCCUCCUCCGACAUUCUCGUCCGCUCGUCGCAUGACUGCGAAUCCUCUGAAGCCAGCCAAGCGAUAUCGCCCUGGGAAAGCAAUAGUUGAGGAGAAAGAUUCGUCAGAGGAUGAUGAGGAAGAAGCAGAUGAGAGUCUUGAGGAGCAACGAAAGGAUCUAGACAGACCAGAGAAACAACAAUUGAAACCCGCGCCACCACCUAAAGCUUCCUCGUUUCCUGCGAAAGAUGCGAAGCAAAUCACAAGUGGCGUACGGGACGUGAAAUUACAAGAAGAGGAGGAUGAGGAGGGAUUUGUAACCGAAGAGGAGGAUGAAGGUAUUGCAGCUCCUAGCAUUACUCGUCCCGGCAAUGCCCAGCCUCGGGCCACUUCUGAGAGCGCAGAAAGCUCUGGUAGUGAGGAAGAAGAGUCGGAGGACGAGGAAUCAAGCUCUGAAGACGAUGCUCCAACCCGCAAACUCCUAAGGCCAACCUUUAUCAAGAAAAACCAACGUAAAGAGUCAGCUACACCUGGCUCAGGCAUUGCGGCGACAUCGAUAGUGGAAGAGGACGAGGCGGAGCUUCGUAAAGAGAAGGCAGACGCAAUGAUUCGCAACCAGCUGGAGAAAGAGGCAGCAGCCAGGGCAGCGCAAAAGAAAUCAUGGGAUGAUGAUGAUGAAACGGGCGCAGGUGUGGAGGAAGUUAAUAUUGACGACACCGACGGCCUUGAUGCAGCUGCAGAGCUAGCCGCGUGGAGACUACGCGAACUAAAACGGGUCAAACGUGAGCGCGAAGCCAUCGAAACUGCAGAAAAGGAGCGUGAAGAAAUUGAGCGUCGUCGUAACCUUACCGCCGAAGAACGAGAUCAUGAAGAUCGUGAAUUUAUCGCUAGGCAGAAAGAAGAACGUGAAGCUAGUAGAGGCAAAGCUGGCUUCAUGCAGAAAUAUUUCCAUAAGGGUGCUUUCUUCCAGCCCGACUCCGAAAAACAUGGCUUGGCAGAAAGGGAUCUCAUGGGCUCCCGUUAUGUCGAUGAAGUACAAAACCGCGAGGCGCUGCCCCAAUAUUUACAGGUUCGAGAUAUGACACGAGUAGGGAGAAAGGGAAAAACAAAAUACAAGGAUUUAAAAACAGAAGAUACCGGACGUUGGGGUGUGGAAUCGUACUAUGGGUCCUCGGCCCCUGCGAAUAGCAGCUCUCGUUUCGGCAUUACAGAUGAGAGGUUCGCUCCUGAUCGUGUACAACCAUCCGGUCCCACAGGUGCAAAUGCGAGCUCAGUUCGAGAGAGAGAUAGGCCCCCACGAAGGAGGAGUCGAAGCCGGUCUCCGGUCAGACAGAGAUAUAGGUCCAGAUCAAGAUCCACCUCUAAAACCCGGACAAGGCGGCGGUCUCGUUCAAAGUCAAGGUCUCCUAGGCGAGGCCGUUAUCGAGAUGAAUAUCGGACAGGGAGAAAGCGCAGUCCGCCCCCAUACUCUGAUCGUGAUAAAAGACGGAGAGUAGACACCACUGCGUAA
Ophidiomyces ophidiicola is the source of this 1491-nucleotide messenger RNA. RefSeq lists its product as uncharacterized. Gene Ontology annotation, cellular component: U2-type spliceosomal complex. The record is from RefSeq and is a predicted model, not a curated record. Lineage: Eukaryota; Fungi; Ascomycota; Eurotiomycetes; Onygenales; Onygenaceae. Gene Ontology annotation, biological process: mRNA splicing, via spliceosome. The coding region runs from base 1 to 1491 and encodes 496 amino acids. The transcript has a single exon. Gene Ontology annotation, molecular function: RNA binding.